AUUUAGAUUUAAAAGCAACACAAGUCCUUACAUUCUCAAGCAUCAAGAGCUCCUUCCCUUUCAAAGUCGAUUGAUCUCUCUUGUUCGUCCAUUACAAAAUAUGGGUUUCCGUCUGCCUGCUAUUCUUCGUGCUAAGCAAAUCCUUCAGAGGUCUCCUUCUGCAAAUCAAACAGCUUCAGUAGCCAUGGAUGUUCCAAAGGGCUACCUUGCAGUCUAUGUAGGAGAAAAGCAAAGGAAGCGAUUUGUGAUUCCAGUAUCAUACUUGAACACACCUUCAUUUCAAGACUUAUUAAUCCAAGCUGAAGAAGAAUUUGGAUAUGAUCAUCCAAUGGGUGGUCUUACAAUUCCCUGCAGUGAAAGCAUGUUCUUUGAUGUCAUUUCUUGCUUAAAUUGUUCAUGAGACUGAAACACUGAACACAAUUUUGUAAAGAAUAGAGUUACAAGUACAAUGUAUACAAAAGCAUUAGCAUUAAUCAAUUAUUUCUUAUUGUUUUAUUUCUUCCA
This is a messenger RNA of Manihot esculenta (cassava), 504 nucleotides long. Its product is annotated as auxin-induced protein 15A. Lineage: Eukaryota; Viridiplantae; Streptophyta; Magnoliopsida; Malpighiales; Euphorbiaceae. The record is from RefSeq and is a predicted model, not a curated record. The transcript has a single exon. Bases 101 to 400 code for a protein of 99 amino acids. Gene Ontology annotation, biological process: response to auxin.